Messenger RNA from Syngnathoides biaculeatus (alligator pipefish), 3601 nucleotides. RefSeq names its product forkhead box protein O1-A-like. Gene Ontology annotation, molecular function: RNA polymerase II cis-regulatory region sequence-specific DNA binding; DNA-binding transcription factor activity, RNA polymerase II-specific. The transcript is spliced from 3 exons. Bases 119 to 2158 code for a protein of 679 amino acids. Gene Ontology annotation, cellular component: nucleus. Gene Ontology annotation, biological process: regulation of transcription by RNA polymerase II. The record is from RefSeq and is a predicted model, not a curated record. Lineage: Eukaryota; Metazoa; Chordata; Actinopteri; Syngnathiformes; Syngnathidae.
AUGGUAAAUGCUAUCGUGAUUUCAUUGCCUGGUGAACAUACGACGGGAGUCCUCAUCUCGCCAAAGAAGCCAGACGACCGAGCAUGUGACAGGACGUGAAGGCAUCGUCGCAGCCUUCAUGUGGGCUGUUCUCGUCAAGUUGUCACUGAGCGCCACGCUUGAGAAGUUCAAACCGGGCGCAGGAAGAUGCUGUGGACGUCACCGACGACUUGAAAACGAGCAGCUUCGCCCGACUGACUUGUGUGGGACCUUUCGAGUCCUCGCAUUUAUUGUCCUUCACGUUCAUGUCCUUGACCGUGACAUGGCUGAGGUUCCGCCGCUCCGGGUAGACCCGGACUUUGAGCCUCUCGCCAGGCCGCGCUCCUGCACCUGGCCGCUGCCGGAGCUCAUUGACCCGGCUAGCUCCAGCUCACCUUCCCCGGCCCCGUCGGUGCAACAGGAGGCUGCGAUAAACGGCGAGUUCGGCCGCAACUUCUGCUUGCUGGAGGAGAACUAUGCAGAGGACCCCAAGUGCGACUCGCACCCGUCCCAGUGUGGGGCGGCGCACCUCCAUCAACACCUGCAGCAGCCCGCUCCUCACCUCGCGGCCCGGCAACAGGUCGUCCCGUCUGGGGCGGCGCCCUUGGGUGCCUCCAGCCAGAGGAAGAGCAGCGCGUCCCGUCGCAACGCUUGGGGCAACAUGUCGUACGCCGACCUCAUCACCAGAGCCAUCGAGAGCUCAGCCGAGAAAAGGUUGACCCUGUCCCAGAUUUACGACUGGAUGGUGAAGAGCGUGCCUUACUUCAAGGAUAAGGGAGACAGCAACAGCUCUGCCGGGUGGAAGAACUCCAUCAGACACAACCUUUCUCUCCAUAGUCGCUUCGUGCGCAUUCAGAAUGAAGGAACAGGAAAAAGUUCGUGGUGGAUGCUGAACCCAGAAGGGGGGAAGAAUGGCAAGUCGCCUCGACGCAGAGCUGCCUCAAUGGACAACAGCAGCAAGUUCUCCAAGAGCCGAGGAAGAGCCACAAAGAAAAAAAUGUCUCUACAGGACGGGCCUGAAGCAGAAGCAAGCAGUCCUGGUUCCCAGUACUCCACCUGGCUGGGGAGUCCAAGCUCCCACAGCAAUGAGGACUUUGAGUCCUGGAGCUCCUUCAGAACACGCGCCAGCUCAGACGCCAGCACCUUGAGUGGCCGGCGUUCGCCUUUCUCCCCUGAACAGGACGACCUCGGUGAAGCUGAAGGUCACCUGAUGUACCCUGGGGGGAGUAAGAUUGCCACGCCGCUCCCCAGCCUGUCUGAAGUGUCUGGAUCCAUGGGUGGCUCAGAGAUGGACAUGGAGAAUUUGGCGGACAACAUGAACCUGCUGUUUCCGAAAAAUCGCCAAAUGAGUUCUGACUCCACUAAUGUUGCCAUGCUUCAGAGCGGUCCCUACAACUCCCCCCAGCCACAACCGGACUUCCGAAAAUGCAUGUAUGAUCGGGCCAGGAUGAACUCAAUGUCCCCUGUCCCGAUGCACCCGCUGCGAGAGAACAAACGGGACUUUGGGGCUUAUGAGAACCAAUACAUCUGUCCUGGUGGCCCACUGAAAGAGUUGCUGACCUCAGAAGCAGACACCAGCAGAAACAUGAUUCCCUUUAAGGAUCCACUAAUUUCUCAUGUCGGUAGGGGCCGUUGUCCCAUGCCUACCUACGAUAGCCAGAGCCAGUUGAGGGUUCAUAACGGCGCUAAAAUGAUCCAUCCCGUGCACAGUGUGUCUGUCCGUCAUGUAAAUCCGCAUGUUAUACAUCAUCAGCGUCCUCCAACUUCCCGAGACUUGAAUAGCGGCAACAUGAUCCCCUUGACCAGUCCGAGUAGUCUCCCAGGGGCCCCUCCUCAAAUGACGAGCCUGAGGACACACAGACAACUAUCCCGUGUUCACCCGGUCACGACUAAUGAUGUCACGUCGCCCUACCGCAGCAAUGGCUACAGGGAGCUUCAUCCACAUGCUCAUCACCAGGAGCGGCUGCCCAGCGACCUGGACAAUAUGUCCAUUGAGAGGUUUGAAUGUGACAUGGAGUCUGUCCUCCAUGACACCCUCAUGGACGGCGAGGUGCUGGACUUCAAUUUUGACCCAGCUGCCGCGUCGCAAGUGUUCCCCCAGAGGGUAAAGACCACCACACACAGCUGGGUGUCAGGCUAGCUCAGUAGUUUUCAUUCGCCAGGCUUGUCCUUAUCUACCCCAAAAUAUCCAAAAGAAAUGAUACAAGGUUAGGAGAAUCUUUUGAACACUGUCAGAAUGAUGAAUAAGGGGACAGGUCAGGUGUGAAAAGAACCACAGCUAAAUAGUAACUCCAUUCCGACCAAUAAACACUUGCAGUGGUGUCAAACUGAAAUUCACAGUGGGACAGAAUCAUUGUCCAAACUCAAUAUUUAUUGAACAUUGAGUGCCAUUGUCCAUGCUUUGCCAUCUCUACAGGUAUGUAUGUAAUGUAAAACAUGACCAUUUUCACUGAAUCUGGAAUAAGCAACUUUUCAUUUUAUAAGCACGUGAUGAAUCAAAUGUCCAAUAAAAGACAUCAGAAUUUCAACAUUGGAAAUCAUCGCAAGGAAACAUUCAGAUGUGACUGGCAUUUUUUUAGUCAGCAGUUUUACAGUUACAGUUUUUUACAGAACAAUUAUUGAACAAAUAUGUAUCAUUGUCUUUUGAUUUGAAAACUAAUUAUCCAUCUUUUUUUGCCAAAUAUAAUACUAUGAUGUGGCGAUGAAACACACAACUCAGAAGAUACAUUAUAUGAUUUGACGGUCAUGACGGCCCUCUGAGAGAAAUUCUAACAACAAUGUGGCCCGUGACCAAAAUUAGUUUGACGUUCUUGCUUCAGAGCAACCCAUCGUAUACAAACUGUGUGAUAUUUAUAUUUGUUUAGUUUUCAUUGUGACUGAUGGAUCUUACCUCUGUGUGUGUAUUUUCUUGUAUUUGGCUUUAGUCUUUGUGGCUAUUAGCUUGUAUUUUUUUUUUUUUUUAUGAAUGCCAGAAUUGAAUUGCAAAGAAGAUGGAGUUAUUUGCAAAUAUAUUUCGGGUUGUCGUGCUGCAGUGUGUUUUUAUGUUAAAAUGAAAGAUAUGCUACUCGUAAUUGUUGAGCAAACACCGCACUGGAUUUUUUUUAACCUUACGUUUUUAGCAGCAUCAGUUUUAUGUAAAAUUGAUCUCUCCCGAAACACAAAAUCAGAUUUACUGUAUCUAUAUACAAGUGCUCUCAGACUGUUGUACAUAUUCAGUAUUUUGGUAGUUUAUAUCAAUGUUUAAAUCAUUUAUAAAUAUUCCCAAAUAUUGCAUUUUAUUUUUGAUUGUUUAAAAAAAUUCUGUAACUCAAUCCAAAUUAUAGCAGUAAAUAUAUGAACAUUCAAUACCUCAAAAUAUUUUUACCUAUUAAGCUUUGAGUUAUUUUGCUCCUGCUGUAAUGUUUGUCUUGUUGUUGUGUAUCUGUUUCUGAAUAGAUUUGAAACCAGCUCUGAAUGAACAUGUUCAGAAAAUUGUUUCUCUACAUCUCUUUUGCAUGUGUUCUUUGUUAUGAGGAUUAAAGCCAUUGCUUACUAUAUAUUUAUAGUAAAUGCUGUAUUUUCUGACAGUAAAAAACAAUAAACA